AUGAAGACCUUCCUCAUCUUUACCCUCCUUGCCAUGGUGGUAACCAUUGCCACCGCCAAUGAGCAAUUUCAACAUAGUUGCCAAUAUCAACCUCAACAACCAUUUCCUUGGCAGCAAUAUCCAUUUCCUGGGCAACAAACACCCUUUCCCGGGCAACAACAACCAUUUCCUGAGCAACAACAACCAAUUCCCGACCAACAAAAGCAAAUUCCUGGGCAACAACUUCCAUUUCCCGGGAUACAACAGCUAAUUCCAGGGCAACAACAGCCAUUUCCCGACCAACAACAACCAUUUCCCGGCCAACAAUUUCCAUUUCCAUUGAUACAACAGACUUUUCCCGGGCAACAUCAACCAUUUCCUGACCAACAACAGCCAUUUCCUGGGCAACAACUUCCGUUUCCCGGGCAACAACAACUAAUUCCUGGGCAACAACAACCAUUUCCCGACCAACAACAGCAGAAUCCUGGGCAACAAUUUCCAUUUCCCGGGCAGCAACAACCAUUUCCCGGGAAACAACAGCUAAUUCCUGGGCAAUUACAACCAUUUCCCGACCAACAACAACAUAUUCCUGGGCAACAACAACCAUUUCCCGGGCAACAACAACCAUUUUCCGGCCAACAACAGUUAUUUCCUGGACAACAACAACAACCAUUUCCCGACCAACAACAGCAGAAUCCCGGGCAACAAUUUCCAUUUCCCGGGCAGCAACAACCAUUUCUCGGGAAACAACAGCUAAUUCCUGGGCAACAACAGCCAUUUCCCGACCAACAACAACCAUUUCCCGGCCAACAAUUUCCAUUUCCAUUGAUACAACAGACUUUUCCGGGCAACAUCAACCAUUUCACGACCAACAACAACCAUUUCCUAGGCAACAACUUCCGUUUCCUGGGCAACAACAACUAA
Molecule: messenger RNA, 903 nt
Organism: Lolium rigidum
Lineage: Eukaryota; Viridiplantae; Streptophyta; Magnoliopsida; Poales; Poaceae
Product: gamma-gliadin-like
Exons: 1
Coding region: 1-903 (300 amino acids)
Source: RefSeq, a predicted model, not a curated record